Hirsutella rhossiliensis is the source of this 1656-nucleotide messenger RNA. RefSeq names its product glycosyl hydrolases family 16 domain-containing protein. The record is from RefSeq and is a predicted model, not a curated record. Lineage: Eukaryota; Fungi; Ascomycota; Sordariomycetes; Hypocreales; Ophiocordycipitaceae. The transcript is spliced from 2 exons. Gene Ontology annotation, cellular component: fungal-type cell wall. Gene Ontology annotation, biological process: carbohydrate metabolic process; fungal-type cell wall organization. Bases 1 to 1656 code for a protein of 551 amino acids. Gene Ontology annotation, molecular function: glycosyltransferase activity; hydrolase activity, hydrolyzing O-glycosyl compounds.
AUGCUGCUGAGACAACUCCUGGCCUCGGCCCUGCCCCUCGGGCUGGCCGCCGCCCAGGUCCAGACCAAGUGCAACCCGCUCGAGCGCGACGGCUGCCCAGCCGACCCGGCCUUGGGCGCCGACCACCUCUGGACCUUUGACCACGCGCCGCCGAGCGAGCUGUGGGAGACGACGGCGGGCGUCGUCAAGUACGACGCCCAGGACGGCGCCGCCUUCACCAUCCGCAAGCAGGGCGACUCGCCCACGCUCCGCACAAAAUUCUACUUCUUCUUCGGCCGCACCGAGAUCUGGCUCCGCGCCGCCUCGGGCCGCGGUAUCGUCAGCUCCAUGAUGUGGCUCAGCGACGACCUCGACGAGGUCGACUGGGAGUUCCUCGGCUCCAACACGACGCACGCGACGACAAACUUCUUCGGCAAGGGCCGCCAGGACUUCCACAACGGCGGCGCCCACCCGAUGACGGGCAUCCAGGACGACUACCACAACUACACGACCGUCUGGACGCGGGAGCAGAUCGACUGGUACAUCGACGGCGGCCACGUCCGCACCCUCAGGGCCGUCGACGCCAACAACACGGCCAACUACCCCCAGACGCCCAUGCGCAUGAGCAUCGGCAUCUGGGCCGGCGGCGAUCCGUCGCUCCCCGAGGGCACUCGCGUCUGGGCCGGCGGCGACACCGACUACGCCGGCGGGCCGUACACCAUGUAUCUGAAAAAGGCAAAGGUCACCGAUUUCAGCACCGGAAGCGAGUACACGUACGGAGACCGGUCCGGCAGCUGGCAGAGCGUCAAGAUCGAAGGCGGCAACUCGACCGCCGCCACGUUCCUCAACGAGGAGCCCGAGAAAUCCACCCGCGAAAGGUGGCACGGCCUGUCGCGCACCACCAAGAUCGCCGUCGGCACGGCCGUCGGCACAGUCGGCGCCCUCGCCAUCGCCGGCCUGCUCCUGUACUUCCUGCGCCAGCGCCGCAUCGGCGCCAAGGAGUCGCGCCUCGCCGACCAGCGCGCAGAGGCCGAGCGCGUCGAGAUGGAGCAGUUUGAGCACAAGGGCUUCGACCCGGAUGGCUACUCUGCGCACCGCGGCGGCGGGAUGCAGCAGCAGCAGCAGCAGCAGCAGCAGCAGUAUAGUGACGACGAUGGCGACAAUGACCGUGGCUCGCAUAGGGGCGGCGGCGCCGACCACAGCAACGACGCAGACUCGUACCACGUCCCCGAGACGACGACCGCCAGCCCCCUCGGAGCCGGCUCCUGGAGCGGCUCCGUCGCCGGCAGCGCCGCGUCGAGGACCUCGGGCGCUACCCUCCAGAGCCCGCGCGUCGGCAGCCCAGCCCCGUCGUCCCACUACCGCGACAGCAACAACGCGCUGGGCUUCGACUUUGGCGUCCCGCCCCUGAGCCCCGUCCAGCAGCAGCCGUCGCGCUCCGGCAGCCCCAUGGCCGGCGCCGGCGGCGUCACCCGCGCCUCCACCCCGCUGUCCCGCUCCCAGAGCCCCGGCCUGCCGCCCCCGGGCCCCUUACCGUCGCCGCGGAGCCAGAUGCGCAUGGAUCCGGUAUCGCGAAUGGGCUCGCCGGCGCUCGGGAUGCAUAGUCCCCCGGGCCCCGCCAGUCCCGGGCGGAGCAUCUCGGAGGGCCGGCAAGGACCCCAGGGCGGGCACCAAUGA